AUGGCAGAAGUCAAGAAAGCUUUUCAUAUUACUCCAGUUAUGAGGACCAUACGCGGUGGAUAUUAUUCGAUGUACUGCAUUCGAUAUGCUGGGAAUGGUCAGAUCUUGGCAAGUUCGCCAGUGUCAUUUGAUAUCAAAAUCAUUCCUGUAGAAGACAGGUUACCCACCACUUUAUCAACGAAAAGUCUUCCCAUAUUUUUGACACCAUUUGAAGGCAGUAUUUUGUAUACAGACCAAAAGUGCAUUAGAAAAAUUGACGGAGAAGGUGAUGAGAUAUUUCUAGUACUUGAGGGAGAUUUGAGAGGCAUUCAAUAUAUUGGGCCUAAUAUAAUAUUUGUUUGCACGUCUUCCAGAGUUGAAAAGUAUACGACUUCAGGAGAAAAACUUUUAAAGAUUGAACACGACGAAUUAGGAAACCAGAUUUAUAAAGAUCCACAGAAUAUCUCAAUAAACCGAAACGGGGAUAUUUGUGUAGCAGAAUACGAUGAAACCGGGAACAAUGAACCUUUACUAACUGUGGUUGAUCAAUUUGGAAAAUAUCGUUUUUCAUACCCACCAACGCCUUCUGGUAGUCCAAUGGAUAUCUGCUGUGAUUCAUAUUGCCAUAUCAUCAUAGCUUGUAGACUAAUACACGUGAUUGACAAUGAUGGCAACUUCCUUAGAUACCUGAACUAUGAUGGUAUUCAAGAGGCUUGUAGUGUUACUAUUGACAGUGAAGACAAUCUCUUCGUUUCUCAGUUGAAUGACACUUGUAUAAGAAUAAUGAGAUCUAUGUGCUAA
Saccostrea cuccullata (small rock oyster) is the source of this 780-nucleotide messenger RNA. RefSeq lists its product as uncharacterized. NCBI's taxonomy places the organism in Eukaryota, Metazoa, Mollusca, Bivalvia, Ostreida, Ostreidae. The record is from RefSeq and is a predicted model, not a curated record. Bases 1 to 780 code for a protein of 259 amino acids. The transcript has a single exon.